Molecule: messenger RNA, 2891 nt
Organism: Aspergillus wentii DTO 134E9
Lineage: Eukaryota; Fungi; Ascomycota; Eurotiomycetes; Eurotiales; Aspergillaceae
Product: putative nuclear RNA binding protein
Exons: 2
Coding region: 159-2444 (761 amino acids)
Source: RefSeq, a predicted model, not a curated record
UGUAAACAACGCCUUUUUCUUCUUUUCUCCGUCCGGCCAUCAACCCCUCAGUGGUUUCUUUCGUCGUUCUUCUUUAUUUCUCCGUUCUCUUCCUUCUACAUGCUUUUGGUCUCUACUUGUUUGGUUUCAGUAUAGAGGAACAUCCCAAGUCGGCCAUCAUGGCGGGGAAAGAAGCCGGUGCGGAGACGCCUUACAUCGAGAUCAAUUUGGAUACGGAUCCUCUACAAGCCGACCGCCAGCUACAACUGGCUCUUCACCUGAACGCCAGUCGCACCGAGUUCAGUCCCAGUCCGUCGUAUACGCCUUCUCGAAAGCACUCGCGGUCAAGCAGCUAUUCCGACUCGUCUGAUUACUGCUCCUCAGACGUGUCUGGUCGCUUUGACGACGCAGAGGAACUCGACUCUCCCGACCGAUACCAGGGCAACAGCACCAACAACAACAACGACAACACACCAUCCACGCAUUCAGCCAAGCGACGCCGAUCCAACGAUUGGCCUCGCGACCGAACCCAGCAAAAUCCGACGACCGAAGAAGGGACCUCGAACGAUACAGGCGACAACAGCACCAAUAACCAUAAUCGCUGGCGCAUUUACCCCCAUAGCAACGGUCGCAAAACAAGCUACAACGGUUCCCCGCGUGCAUCAUCUGCAGCUUCCUGCAGACUUGGGCGCCCCGACUCUCGGCCCCGACGGUCGCGGUUCGUCGAGGCCAAGAUGAACGAUAGUGUCAGUGAGAGGCCGCCGAGUAUCUUUCUGCGCGACGAGGCCAAGUCUGCCGGGGACGGUGUCACACACCGGAACUCGGGGAUCUUUCGGUUCGGAAAGGCGAUCGCUUCGGCUUUCAACCCCUUUGGUGUGUGGGGGAAUGUGACGGAGAUCUGGAAGGCUCAGGAGGCGAAUCCAGAGGAGAAUGACCCUCUUGCUCAGGCCGAGAGGGCUUAUGCGGAGCUGAAGAAGGCUGGGUAUAAGGGGACCGUGAAAGGGAGUUAUAUGCAGCAACAGCAGCAGCAGCAAGGCAACCAGUCCGGGCCCGGUGGCCUUCCAGACGAGACUUGGAAAGCGAUCCAGGAGAAGAUGGACUACAGACCGUCUUCGGGGCAUCAUUCGAGGCAGGGCUCUGGGGACAGUUUUUCUUCGAUCCGGUCGACGUUUCAUGAUCUUCGAAAGGCCAAGUCCUCUUUGGGUAUUCUUUCUGUCCCUCAGCGCGAUGUAUCAUCCCCGGCUCCGAUUAUUCCCUAUUCGGAUAGACAAUCUCAAGACUUGGAAGGGUUCUCAGGGGUGCGGAAGCAGAAAUCCCGCAAGGAUAUGCUGCGACAGGCCAGGCUGUUGAAGAAGGUCAGCAACCUGGAGGACAAACUGUCGAAAGCCAGGCGGGAACUGCGCGGCUUGACUGGAGAAGAAGAGGUGCCCCCUCCCCCUCCGAGGACUUUAUGUCUGGAAAACAAGCCCUAUCCUAGAAAAUUCGUGCCCGGGGCACUUCCAACACUUCCCUCGGAGAGACUCUUGAACGAGCACCUUGUCUCAUCCCCUGAACCUCAACCUCAACCUGACCUUGAACUUGAGCCGGCCCCUUCCAGUGAGAUGUCUGAGAAUCUUCUGCAAAUCACCGAAGGCCCAGGAAACGAAUCGGACUGUCUGGCGGUCACCAAAAAUACUUCUGCGACACUUCCACCAAAGCCAUCCACGGAUUCCAAAUUAUCCACUGUGACCGCUGACAGCCCUUCUCGCAAGAGAAAGUCUCCGGAUCCUGCCUCCAUUUCGAAAACCAAGGGAUCAACAUCUAACCAGAAGGAGUCUUCCACCAACGACGAUGAAGGUGGCAGGUCAGCUGGUUCUGGUCAGACUCCCAGAUCGCGAAAGGCAAAGUUACCCAAGAUGGGCACAAGCGACAGUCCAGGGUCCGUCGAACGCAGACAGUCGAAAGAACAGAUCUGGUCAGAUUACAGCGACAACUCAACCACUGGGAAAAAGUCGCAGUUCCUUGUCCCGCCCAUUUCAAGGUCGCCUUCGUCCUCGCCGCGCAAACCAUCUCCCAAUUCAAGGAUAAACACCGCCCCAUGUCUCCGCGCGAAAAAGGCACAGAACAAUCUUCGUUCCGCAAGCGCCAACUACUCUCCCGACAAAGAGAACUACCAAGGCGAGGCCCUAAAGCCCUCUUUCUACAUGCAAGGGCAGCUUCACCUCGACCCAGAUCAGAUCAUAUCACCCAAGUCUAGCCCGAGUCCCGCUCCCAACCGGAAACGAGAGAACAGUCAGCGUGACUCGAUUCCACCUGUUCCUCCACUCCCCAAGGAUCUCGCAGCCACGGCAGCCAAGGUAGACAGACGCUUGGCCAGAGAAAUUGAGAAGCGGAAGCAGACGCACUCGAGAAAACUCAAGGCACAGCCCAGCCUCCAGGAGCCGAAAGUUGAUGACAAUUGGAAAUGGCCUGAUGAUAUCUUCUAAGCAAGAAGAAACCCAACCAAAACCACAUGAUGAAUAUGACGACUUUUACGACAGAAAAGAGAAAACCCAGACUCGAAUGCAUAUGCAUGUUUUGAUUUCCCUCUGAUGGAUAGGGAAAUCGCACAUUGAAGCGAUGAUUUGAUGUUGGCAAUUGAUAAUGAUAUCCGUUGUUUUUUUUUUUUUUCUUUUUUCCUUUGAUGCUAUGUUAUGUUAUGCUUAUGUUUGUUUUUUUGUAACGCAUUUCCUUUAUCUUUUUUUCUUUUGUCUUUUUGAUGAACGUUGGAACGCAGUAUGGCGAAGUAGGAGUCAAAAUCUGGUUUAUUUCUUUUCAUAGUCAUGAUGAUGUUUUCUUUGAUAGGCGUAAACAAAACUCAUCUACAUCUCUUCUCGAACUGUACAGUAUUCCACUAUCUAAUCACAAGAUCGCUGUAGCGUUUCCAUGAGAAG